CCUUUCGCACCAAAACGCCUUAUUUCACAACCUAUCCACUAUCGGCAAUCAUGUCUGGAAUUAGCAAGGCUUGCUGCUCUAUCCCCCCUGUCGUGUCCAAAGGAUACCAGGCCAAGGGCUCCUACCAGAAAAUCAAUGGCAUGAAGACAUACGUGACUGGCCCCGAGACCGCGACCAAAGCCAUCCUUGUCGUAUACGAUAUCUUCGGCUUCUUCGACCAGACCAUCCAGGGUGCCGAUAUCCUGGCCCACUCUAACGAGCAGAAAUACCGCGUGUUUAUGCCCGACUUCUUCGAGGGCAAGCCCGCCGAUAUUUCGUGGUACCCGCCGACCACUGACGAGCACAAGAAGCUCCUCGGCAACUUCUUCCAGAACCAGGCCGCCCCGCCCCUCCACCUCCCCAAGCUUCCCGAGAUCGUGUCAGAGGCCAACAAGCUGGCCCCCAAUGGCGGAUUCGACUGGUCUAUCCUUGGAUUCUGCUGGGGUGGUAAGAUCGCGGCGUUGUCCGUUGCUGGCGAUAACAAGAUUUUCAAGUGCGCCGCUCAGUGCCACCCCGCCAUGGUCGACCCCAACGACGCCAAGACUAUUAAGGUGCCUUUCGCCAUGCUCGCUUCCAAGGAUGAGCCCCAGAGUGAUGUCGAUGCUUUCAAGGCCAAUCUCGUCGUCCCUAACCACGUUGAGACCUUCUCGACUCAGAUUCACGGCUGGAUGGCUGCCCGCUCUGACCUGGAGGAUUCUGAGGUGAAGAGCGAAUACGAGCGUGGCUACAAGACCCUGCUCCAGUUCUUUGGCCAGCACGCUCGUCGCCGUUCCCAAUCAGAGGUCGCAUCGCCUGACUCUGUGCAGGAACCGGCGACUGAUUCGGGCUCAGGCAUUUUCCAUGGCUUGUUUCGAAGGAAGAGUGAGAGCUUGCUAAAAUCAGAUUCGUCGAGGCCGAAACCUGGGACAUUGAGCCGGGGCCCUGUCCCCCGAAUUGAUACCAGUCAGUCCAGGCCUGACAGGGGUCGCGAAAGUAGCCGACAUAGCGAUCGCUCACGCUCUCACUCUGGAUCCUCAGCUCCUAGAACGCCUGGAACUCCAGAGCCAUCUUCUGCUGUUUCGCAUGGUGAGCCGAGGCAACCGAGCAAUAUCCAGGAUUAUUUGGAAUUCCGUCUUGAUGAAGCGGCCAAGCUCAAAGAUGGACAGUCACCAGAUAAGGCGGCUCUCACGAAAAAAGAUAUCAAGGCUAUUUUCUCUGGAGCUCCCCAUUUCUUGCUCGAAAGAGGCAAACAUGGUCGCUUUUACCCGCAAGUCAUUUUUCCCUGGGAUGAACAUCAUCCACCUAUUCUUCGCAUGCUAGAUCGCAAGCCGCUGCCUCAUGCUUCGUUCACCCUUUGUACUCUCCAUGCGCAUUUACCAGUGCCAGAUGACUGGGCCGUGAGGGGCGGUGUUCCUCUACACCUACACAGCUGGCAGCGUACUGGAGGGUUCAAAAGAGCUUCAUUCGAUGUGGGCGUCUUUGAGGUACCAAACAUGUUGGCCAACAACGGGAGAGAGCCAGGGACUGUCGGGUACCGACAUUUCUUGGAAUUCGAUAUCGCUGAUAUGAAACGGUAUUCCGGGCGUCUCGAGCCUAGGGUAGACCCGGAAUUCCAGCGACUCGGGCAACUUCCUGCUACUGAAGCGUUUGGGCUGAUGGAUGGCUAUAGCAAGCCGUACUCGCAGUGUCUCAGUGGUGCUGUGCUUGACCGACACCAACUCUUUCGAGAGGGACCUGCUGCGUGGAAGCGUAUUGGGGUACGAGAUAUCAAUCUUCGGACUCUGGUGCAGCGCUUGACACACUUGCGACAAUUGCGCUUGAAAAUCCUCAUCGAUGGAUCGACGAUGACGGUUUUGGACAUAGAAACGUCUCAUGAACUACAUACAAUUUUGCAUACCCAGUUUCUGUAUCCUCAUCCUCCACCCGCAGACCUGAUGCCAGGGCAUCCGGAGAGUCUCAAAUCACAGAUCAAGACAUUGACGACUGUCCUCGCCACACGCGGAGCAUGGAUUGAUUUCAGUCUCCCAGAGUGGCGUGUUCGAGCUGGCCAGAUUCUAUGGGAAGCACCCCCGCACGCAGACGGAGACUGCUUCAAUGAAAGCGAAACCGGUUCAUCACAAAAACCAUGGAUGAAUCCAGGUAUGGAACGAAAGUGGCUCCUGGUUCAACUGUUACUUGCAGCGGAGCUCCUGAUCCGUCUCGAUGCGUUUGUUCGCAGGGGCAUGUUACACGACCCUCACGGCGGUCUGAUGACAAUGCAAGAACUCGAACAUUAUGACAGGAUGCGAGAGGGAAAAGUAAACUGGGAUCUCAUUGUUGCGCGGCGAUUCCUCGACAAUCUUGAUAUUGCUUAUGGUUCGACUCCAGCUGAAGCUUCACCAGUUGGCACCCCGUCAUCCGCACCAUCCGACAAACCAACCAAACAUCGCUUUUCGUUGCUUGAGUCUAUCAAUCGUCGCCUCACGUCGUCCACUGAGCCUGAUUGCCGUUCAGCAUGGCAAUGUCACAUCAGUUCCCCGCAUAUCCGCCAGCAGUUGGAAGGACUCUGUGUCUUUGCGGAAAACAUUGGAUGGCCGGAUAUCGACACACUCAAGACUACUUUAGAACAGAAACUCCGCAACGGCAGCCAGGCUUUAACUUUUCCCCCAGUCGAAACUGAGGGACAUCAACCAGCAUCGGAAAAGACAGCAAGCAACCCUGCAGCCGCAAGAGCGGUGCAAGAAGACAUGUACACACGAAGCCAGUCUAGACGGUGCAUCAAGCUGCGCAGUCCCUGCAUAGAAGAUGAUGAUCCGCAUGCAUCCGAGACUCUAGGCUGGAUCUCUCGAACCUGGUUAUCAGGGUUUGUCAUACCCGGCGAAGGAAUAAGCCACCUCCUGAUCGGUACAUUAUUGGAGAACGACACCAACGCAAUCGAGCAACUAGGACCGACAGCCAAUCUCUACGGCGGCUUUAUAUACGGCAGCCGCAGCUGGUGGAGCAAGGCAUGCAUCGUCGGCCGUGUCUUGUCGGCUUUAGAUUGUGCCCAGACCUGUAUGGGAUGGGUCGGCAGUGACGUGCUUCCCCGCGAUGUGAAUACCAUGAACCCAUUGGAUCCGGGCUGGUUUGAGGUCCCGGUUCAGCGGUUUGAGGCCCCAGUUCAGCGGGUGUCGCGCACGGGUUCGGCUUCAGCCGCGUGCCGUCCUCGUAUCAAGCAAGGAGGCAGGCUUGCACUGGAUUCAACCCCGCUCGGCACGGGUGAUAUCAGUGCUGAUGCUUUUACGUUGCCGGUUGAUCAGCCUGCUACGAGUGGUUCCGCGCCAACCGUGAGGCUAGAGGCGCUUAUUUUGCCUGUGCAUACGCCUCGACGGAGGAAUAUCAUUAAGAGCGAUGAGGCUUCUAUCUCUUUUGCUCUUGAGAUGGAAUCUGAGUCUAAAUCUGAAUCUAAGGCUCCAACUACGGUUACGUUGCCACUCAGGUACAAUGUGCGCUUUAUAUCCGGCCAUGAAUGUCGUCCACCACUCGGCUUCCUAUCCCAUCACCAGGACAAAGGUGACAAAGCAGAAUCCUCAGAGUGGAGUGGGUUCAAACGCCUACCAGGCCAUCCACUGCAUCGAUCAUAUACAUACAAGAACGUCUCUCUCGAGUCCCUGCCUCAACAACCAGCCCCAUCGGCCAACACAGAUGGACCCCAUGAGGUCAUCGUGAUUGAUGCGCGCGGAUCCCGAACCAAGGAGACGUUCGUCCGAGCCUGGUGCGCGUCAGUAGGAAGUCACGCGUUAAUCGGUCGCGUCGGGAAAACAUGCAUCGCAUGUUGUGUCCGAGAAGCACGUGCGAUCAAUGUGCAAGUCGUGGUUCGAGUAGGAGACUACUAA
Molecule: messenger RNA, 3872 nt
Organism: Penicillium pulvis
Lineage: Eukaryota; Fungi; Ascomycota; Eurotiomycetes; Eurotiales; Aspergillaceae
Exons: 6
Coding region: 51-3872 (1273 amino acids)
Molecular function (GO): hydrolase activity
Source: RefSeq, a predicted model, not a curated record